UCUGGUUAUAGAUGAAUUUCAUAAUGAGAUAGUAAGUAAAACCUUGCAUUACAGUACAGCUUUUAAGUACAGUAGUUGCGGUGCUGUCAAGUUUUAGUUUAAGUUACUUAAAGACAAAACCGGAAAUGAAAUGAAAAAAAACAAGCUUGUAUUUGAUACGGCGCUGGACACACGUUGAAGUGGGACAGAAUACAGUCAUUAAACACAAAAUAAUUGUAAUUAUAUUAUGUUAAAAGUUGUAGUUUAGUUUUAUAAACCUUUGUACUAGUCACUGCUGCAGUUGGGUAAUGUUUUAAUGUUGAAACAACAAGCGGAAACGUAUUUGACCAAUACCGUCGUUCUUAUACGGCACGUGGAAACGUGACCGGUUUUCAGUCUUGACAAUCAAAAAGCGAGUGGUGUUCGUUUGCAAUAUAAAUGUCAACGCAUUUUUAUAAUGCCAACGUCGUUUGCUGUUGCUAAUAUAAAAUAAAUAAGAGGGAAAACUGUCGCACGAUGAACAGAGAAGGAGACAGAUGCGGAAAGAAUGCGCCCAAGAGCCAGAAGCCAUCCAGGGUAUCCCAACAAGGAACCAUCCAGAGAAGGAAAAAGGAUCCCACAUCGGAAGAGAGCCAAAGUGGUGGGCAGCCAAGAGCUACAUCGCUAGGUCAUCGUGGCUUUGGGAAAGAGGGGAAAACAACGGGGAAACGUCCGCAGAGCGCCGUGGCGGAAUGCCAGAGACGCCCCGGUACCCAGAGGAAACUCUCCGACGCCAGCAACACGUCGGAGGAUCUGAGCAAAGACUCCGGCUGCUUGUCGGGGAAACCCUCCUCCGACAGCAGCUCGGAAAUAUCCGAUUGUACGUGGGAGGGCAACAAGCGCGACUCUCCCAUCAGCGACAAUGAAUUAAGCUGGACAGACAGGAGAGCUUACGAGGGGCAGGUUUGUGGCGAUAAAGACGACUACUGCAAAGAGCGCGUAAAAACAGCGCACACUGCUUGCUCUCCUCCCCUGAAUGCUGUUGGAGGAGCCCUCACUUUGAUCAACUCUUCAGGGGCCGUUAUGGAUCUCUUGAUGGCAGACUCCACCGAUGACCUGGUCAGGGAGGUGGAAGAUUUGAGGUCAGAGAAUGAGUAUUUGCGGGAUGAGGUGGAGGAGCUGCGCUGCGAGAUGUUGGAGAUGCGUGACAUGUUCCAGGAGAAGGAGUUACGCCAGCUGCAGGAUCUGCGUCAGCAGCUGGGGCAGGCCAACAAGACGCGCCGCAUCCUUCAGUACCGUCUCCGCAAGGCCGAGCGACGCAGCAUCAGAGUGGCCCAGACCGGCCAGGCGGACGGGGAGCUGGUCAG
This is a messenger RNA of Hippocampus comes (tiger tail seahorse), 1325 nucleotides long. Its product is annotated as microtubule cross-linking factor 1-like. NCBI's taxonomy places the organism in Eukaryota, Metazoa, Chordata, Actinopteri, Syngnathiformes, Syngnathidae. The annotation marks the transcript as partial. The transcript has 2 exons. The record is from RefSeq and is a predicted model, not a curated record.